GUUUUCAGUCAAGACUCUGAUUGACCGUUCCUGUUUUGAGACUAUAGAUGAUACUUCUCCUGAAUUUAGUAAUUUUGCAGCCAUUCUGGAACAGAUUCUAAGUCAUCGACUGAAAGGUCAGAUCACCUGGUUCGGCUAUGAAAGUCCUCGUAGUUUCUGGGACUACAUUCGAGUAGCUUGCCGAAAAGUCUCGCACAAUUGCAUCUGCAGUAUUGAGAACAUGGAGAAUGUCGGUUCUUCUAGAGCUAAGGGUCGAGCCUGGAUCAGAGUAGCACUUAUGGAAAAGCAUUUGUCUGAAUAUAUUUCCACAGCUCUGAGAGACUUCAAAACAACCAGGAGAUUUUACGAGGAUGGAGCAAUUGUUCUUGGUGAAGAAGCAAAUAUGCUUGCUGGUAUGCUGUUGGGACUCAAUGCAAUUGAUUUCAGUUUUUGUCUGAAGGGUGAGGGAUUGGAUGGCACCUUUCCAGCUGUCAUAGAUUAUACGCCGUACUUGAAGUACACCCAAAGUUCUGACAGCAUCAGCAGUGAUGAAGAAGAGCUGAGAACGCUGGGCAGUAGUGGCAGUGAAGGCAGUACUCCAGAGAACAUUGGUCCUCCUUUCACCAUGGAUGAAAACAGUUGGUACAACAAAUGCAAAAGAGUAGAACAGAAGUACCGGCUUGCAGUGGAACAGAAGGGUUACCUUGAAGAAUUGGUACGACUCAGAGAAAACCAGCUAUCUGAAUCUGUCUCACAGAAUAAGCUGCUCCUACAAAGAAUUGAAGAUAUGGAUCUAGCCCAUAAAAUGGAGAAGGAACAGCUGGAAUAUAUCAUUGUGGAACUGCAAGACCAGUUAACUGUGCUAAAGAAUAAUGACUUGAGAUCAAGACAAGAAUUAACGACUCACCUCACCAAUCAGUGGCCUUCCCCAGGAGCUCUGGAUGUCAAUGCGGUUGCCUUGGACACUCUACUCUAUAGAAAGCACAAUCAACAGUGGGAUGAGAAAAGUUUUCAAAGUCUGGACCAGCUUUCGGCAGAAGUUAGUCUCUCUCAAUCCUCUCUGGAUCCAGGUCACUCGCAGGACGGGAAGCGGGAUGGAAUGAACUUGUUAAAUGAAGGGAAGGAAGACACUCCAUCGUUGCUUGGUCUUUGUGGCUCUCUUACUUCAGUAGCAAGCUACAAAUCUCUCACAAGUCUGAAAUCAAGUGAAUACCUUGCAAGUCCCACAACAGAGAUGACAAGCCCAGGCUUAACACCAUCUUGAGAUACACACAAGAAGGAAGAGCUUUGUGUUGUAUGCAUUUGGUUUAUGUUCCAUAAAAUGACUUGCAAUGAAGACUGCUAGUUCUAAGUUAAAAAAUAAGCUGCUUUAUUUUUUCUUGUCAUGGUUACCUAUUUAAUUCACAAAUUCCGUCAGUUUUCAUUCAAACUUUUCCCCCCCCCAGAGGACUUUUCAGAUGUUUCUGUUUUAGUCUUGAAUUAUUUAAAGCUCUUGGUCAGAUACAAGACAUAUAAUCUGACGAUUAUGACUGAUUUUUAAAAUGAAACAGUUGGAAAUUAGUCCCCUACUUAACUGCC
Eurypyga helias (sunbittern) is the source of this 1557-nucleotide messenger RNA. RefSeq names its product RUN domain containing 3B (gene RUNDC3B). The annotation marks the transcript as partial. NCBI's taxonomy places the organism in Eukaryota, Metazoa, Chordata, Aves, Eurypygiformes, Eurypygidae. The record is from RefSeq and is a predicted model, not a curated record. The transcript has 10 exons.